UUGUUUGCAAUGAAAUCCUUGCUCAUACACUUUGUUAGUAGCUAAUUGUUAUUAAAGGUUAGUCUGAGCCUUUUUAUGUGGAAACUUAACUUCGAUCAUCGGGUGGAUAUUGUUCUUUGAUUGUUUUCGUUGGUGAUAUGAAAAACUCUUGCACAACCUUUGAAGAUUGCACCGUCUUUGUGUAGUUGUACAAAGUUGGCGAAGCAAAGUGCGGUUGGUUUCACCCAAGCAAUCAUUGUAUCUUUGUUCUUAGAGUUAGCAUAGCUUUCCUAAACCCUCUCUUGUUUACUUUUUGCAUAUUUCAACCCAAAAAUCCUAAAAAGGAGCUUUUCGUUGGCAAAUCAUUCGUGAAUCGAAUUCCUUGAAAGUUAUAAAUUGUUUAAUCUUCUUCAUGUGUGCGUAAGUCCCCUUGGAUUAUCGGCAAAUCACAUCAAGCCUACUGAGUCACAUCCAUUGCAUAACCAAAACCUUGGAGUCAAUUGUUUGAACUUACUGCAAUCUUAGCAUACGAUUGAAUUUUGAUAAAGAGAGAGUAUAGUGAUCGUUGGGCAACUUUAUUCUGUGUUAGGCAAUAGGCGCUAUCAUAAAAAUGUUAACAAUUGACACUCAUUUGAUUGGUUUCAAUAUGUUAUCAUUGAUGGCAACAUGUUCCGGCUUUCAUAUCUUGGUUUGGUUGUUUACCGGCAGACACUUCAUUGGCACCGACACUGGCAGGUAUCUUCACCGGUAGGAGGAAUUCUAUGGCUGCCGGCAUUGCAAGCCGACAUGACUUCAUCAGGAUACUGGUAUAGGAGGCCGACAUCAUUUGGAAGAUCUGGCAAUCGGCAAUUGAUUUUGAUAUUUAUGUAUAUAUGUAAUUGAGCCAACAUGUAUAUUCAUUUUGUAAUUAUCUAUGUAAGCCGACAUAAGGCAUGAAGGAUUGUAAGGGUAUAUAGGUUAGUUGAUUAGAUCAUUUUGUGAUAUGUUAGAUGAUGUGAUGUAAUAUGAGUGAGAGAGAUAAUUGUAAUGCGAGGAAUGUUGAUUAUGUAAGAGGUUAUUCCGGUAAGGGUUUAGGGUUUCAAAAUCGGAACAGUCAGAGCUUGAACCGGAACUCAAUCAGGCAUAGCAGAUGCAUUAUAUGAGUUCUACUGUUAUUGCAAAUCCUAUUGUUAUAGCACCUACUUUUAUUGCAAAUCCUAGUGCUGUGGAGGUUAAGGAUCGUCCUAGGCCGACUUUCAAACAAUGUCCGCAUAUUGCCACCUUGGAUGACUCGGUUGGCGCUUUUUCCCGUGUCCAGGAAGGAGUUGUAUAUGUGGAAGAUGUCAGAACAUACAUUCACUGCCACAUUGAGGAUUUGGGUACCAGUGAUAUCAAGAGCAUGUAUAUGAGCGAGUUGAUGGGAGACUCCGGAAAGAUCAAGCCCGAGUACAAGCACAUUGAGGAUCUAGGGUUUACCGACAUUAUGGAUAUUCCUGAAUUUGAGGAUGAGAUUACAAGAUAUGUUUUGAGCAGAGUGCAUGGAGAAUUCAUUUGGUUGGACAAACCUUAUAAGAUCUCGAAGGAGGCCAUUCGAGCCAUCACCGAUUUGCCACAGAUUGGUCAGUGUCCAGAGAAGAAGAUUUCUAAUGAUCAGGUUAACAAACUCACCAGCGAUCGAUCAGGGUUAGCACCAUUACAGAUAGAGAUAUCAGAUUCGGUAGCAUGAUUAUUGCAUACAAGGUUACUCAAUCCAAUCGACUUAAUUCUGUUUCUAGCCCCUGCAUUUAUGCUGCACAUAAGAUCAUGAGGGAAAAUGAGAAGUUAGAUCUCUGUGGAUGGAUGUUAGAUGAGUUGUUAAUUAACCUAGGGAAGAUCAAAGGGGAGAAGAAGGGAACAUUCCGGUAUGGAAAUCUUAUUGUCUGUUUGAUGCUAUUUUUCAUUAAUGAAACUCCCAGUUUUGGGAAGAGACAAUGGGCAUUUGAUAUCCUGGUAGGAAGACAAUUGAAACAAUCUAUUGCUACAUUGAGUAGUCAGUGAGAUGAUAAAGUUUGGGGUUACUUCCAGGCAUUCCAGAAGGCUAUGAAAUCUAGAGAAAGGGUUCCAAAGCAAAUUGUUGAGAAAUACUCAACCGAGAUAUGCUUCAUGAUUAAAAAGGAUGAAACCUUGAUGGAAGCAGUCAAACCUCGAAAGACAUGGAUUGAAGAGAUGGGUUAUGAAGUUGAUGCACAGAUUUUGGAUGCUUAUGCAAAGAUGUUAAUUGAUGCACCUAUUGAUAAGCUGAGAAAUCCUUUGGUACUGCAGAACAAAAGAAGCAAGAGGUUCAAACUGAGUUUAACUGGAAGAAGAGGGAGAAACAACAAGGCAAGGCUAGCAAAUUUGUUGAACAAGUAUCUUAGGACAUCAAGGCAUUAAUGGAUGCUCUGGAAAAAGGAAGGAAGAGGAAAGAGCCUGAAAUUUUUAUUGAGCCUAUUCCAUCAGACUCUGGAACUGAAGAUGACACACCCUUAGCAUUCAAGAGGGUAUUAAGGAAGAAAGGUGAAGAAUCUAAGGAGGAAGCAAGGAAGCAACCGGUAAGGAAGGUUACAAUCAAGGUACCGGCAAAGAAAAAAGCUCCAAAGGAAACACCUUCUGCACCAUUCGGUACUGGAAGAAGAAAGAAGAUGGAUGACACAAACCUAGCAAUUGGCAUCGGUAAUGUAACUAUUAUUCCACCUAAGACUUGUGCAGAAUUGGUAGAUGAAAUUAUUGAGAAUGGUAUGUUGAAAAAUGUACAAUUAUAUUAUGAGCAUUUAGAUGAUGAUGAGCAAAGAGAAGUUGAGGAAGCAGUUUUGUUAUAUUUGGAUAUAUAUAAGAAAGCUUUGUUGGAAAUUGAGAAGCAAAUAUCGGCACAACUAUAUGACAACCUAGAUGGUAGAAGAUUAUCAGCUAUCGAGGAGGAUAAGCAGAUAAAGAUUCAAGAGUUGUUAACUACUUGUGGAUCCAUUACUCUAGAGGAGUUGGAUAGGACACUCGAGGUUGCAGACAAAAAAAUCUUUCACAGCAAGCAUAGGAUAGUCAGUCUUAUGUUAGGAAGGGUUAAUGAUACAAUUAGUGAGACCCACAAGGCAUGGGUCCAAUUCUUUGCUGAAAACCCUGGUUUCUACACUUCACCGAAGGCUAAAACUGACACUACAGACAUCCCUGUUGAAGGGAAAGGUAAAGGCAUAAUGGGUACCUCAUCUACAAUUUUGAAAGAUAUUAAGAUAUUGGAUAUAAAGCCCCCGGUAGAAUCUAAUGUACAUGACACAAAGGUGAUACCGGCAAAUGUAGAGAUACUGACAGAUUCAGAGAGUGUACAGGUUAUAAAUGUUGAGGACAAUAGUCCUUCGGAUCAGAAUGUACAGGUUGAGGACACAAUUCAUAAGGAGGAACCAACAGUAACUGAUACUGCACCAAGUGGCGAAGCCACCAGUGCAAAAGAGGAAGCUAUGAAAGUUGAUAAACCAUCAGAGGAGAAGAAAGAGGAAUCCGGCAGGGAACUAGUAGUGAGCGCAUCAUUGUUGUCAAUUGACACCUCACAGGUAGAACAAAAAAGCUUAACUGAGAUGAGUUCUACUGAGCUCGUGAUGAUAGUUGCACAAAAGAUGAUGAAGGAAGGAUCUGUGGACAAAGGAGUUAUUGAUCAAUCAAUCCCAAUUUUGCAUAGACUUGUCCCGGAGUGCAAAUUUGACAAAGGAGCAAGCCCAUCCGGCAAGCUUAAAACAAUCACAGAGCGCAUUUCUAAGGACUUUCAAUCUUUACACCAGAUAUCUAACCGACAGGCACUGGAGAGGUUUACACAAGCUAAGAGAGCUACUUUUGAUCAGAUGAUUGAAUCGGAGAAGAAAGAGAUUAUUGAUAAACUAAAGUUGAUUGAUAAUGCUUUAAGGCAAUGUACAAAUAUUUAUAGAGUAUGUUGCAACACAGGUUUACUUACAACAGAUUUAGAUAAGAGGAUUAAGGAUACUCAGGAGAAGAUUGUAGGUAUUAUCAAUUCUUUUGAUGGCUCAAAUUCUUUGACUACAUCUAUUGAUGGUUAGAUCUUAUUGUUGGAAGCUCAAGUUUCAGCUCUUGAGAGGGAUACGGAUAAAAUCAUUAGGAGAGCUAAAGGUCUCAGAGGAUUGGUGAGUCCCUGGUUGGACUCAUUAAGUGUACAUAAGGAGUAUUGAUAUGGUUGGUAGGCCCACACCGACAAAACUUAAGGAUAAAGAGUCAUAUGCUCACAUGCUUAAUGGACUUGUAUCUGUUUCCAGCACAUUCAAAUCCGGUUGGGAUACUUAUCUAGAGCUUUUGGAGAAAGCCUAUCUGGAAAUUUUCAAAUAUAUUCAGCUUCGGUAAGGUGUUUUGGGACAUUCUUUGUACAGUCUUUCAUUCUUCGUCCCGGUUUUUGGUAUUUUUUUUGGCAUUGAUGUCAAAGGGGGAGGUAUAGGUGAAAAAUAUAUUCUUGACAUCGGGAGGUCUGGAGUAUUUUGUUCAAAUCAUGAUCACAAAUGGACAUUCAGCUCAAGGGGAGCAGUCUCAGGGUGAAACUGGCAGAUGGAAACCACUAUCAUUUUUCACAUGAGUGUUGCCAUCAAUGCCAAAGGGGGAGAUUGUUGGCAAUUGACACUCAUUUGAUUGGUUUCAAUAUGUUGUCAUUGAUGGCAACAUGUUCCGGCUUUCAUAUCUUGGUUUGGUUGUUUAUCGACAAACACUUCACCGACAUCGGCACCGGUAGGUAUCUUCACCGGUAGGAGGAAUUCUAUGGGUACCAGCAUUGCAGGCCGACAUGACUUCAUUAGGAUACUGGUAUAGGAGGCCGACAUCAUUUGGGAGAUCCGACAAUCGGCAAUUGAUUUUGAUAUUUAUGUAUAUGUGUAAUUGAGCCGACAUGUAUAUUCAUUUUGUAAUUGUCUAUGUAAGCUGACAUAAGGCAUGAAGGAUUGUAAGGGUAUAUAGGUUAGUUGAUUAGAUCAUUUUGUGAUAUGUUAGAUGAUGUGAUGGAAUAUGAGUGAGAGAGAUAAUUGUAAUGCGAGGAAUGUUGAUUAUGUAAGAGGUUAUUCCGGUAAGGGUUUAGGGUUUCAGAACCGGAACAGUUAGAGCUUGAACCGGAACUCAAUCAGGCAUAGCAAAUGCAUUAUAUGAGUUCAGUUUUAUGUUUUCUUAUUCAAAGUGAUUGUAGUCAGUGAGACUCCUUUGUGAUGAGCAGUGUGCUCUAGGCUGUAAGCCUUCCUGCAAGUGCAGGUCCCCAUAUUUUGUAAUAUAUCUUCACAUGGCCAAUAGAUUGAUAUUGUGGGUCAUAAAUUCCACCGUGGUUUUUCCUCUUUGAGGUUUUCCACCUAUAAUUCUCUAUGUUAUGGUAUUCAUUUGUGUGAUUGGCUUAUUGAUUGCUUUACUUCUUUCAAUCUUAUAUGUACCGGUUUACCGGUUGGUGAAUGCAUAUUUUAAUAAGGUUAAAAUUGAUCAUUCCGGUAGAACACUGAUUCACGCCCCCCCCUCUCAGUGUUCUUGGAUUCCAACAAAAAAACACGUCAACAUGCCCCUUAUAACUUAAUUUUUAGAGAACAAAACAAAAUUUGAAAAUUUAAUUAGUUUUGUAAGGCUCCUAGACUAUAGAAUGCAAAGCCAAUGCCCUUGUAUCUUGGUUCUCCCUUCGGUUGUGGUCAUGAUCAUCAAAUGCCUCAUUUGAGAUGGCUAAAUCUUUAUCAUCAAAUAGCAGCUUUUCAUCAGCUUUGAUCCUUUUUAUUUUGUAUCAAUUUCAUCAAGGUUAUUGUGUUGAGCAUCUUUGAUUAAAUAAUAUUUAGAUUUAGAUAAUGUCUAGCGAUGUGGAGAUUGUUGGAACAUGUUUGCGGUUGCGCCAAAAGAUCAACCUGUUAAAGCCCAAUACAAACGCCAGAGAUAAACGGAUCCACAAGAGGUUGUUAGUCCAUGUGUUUGAAGGGAGACAUUGGCGAUUAGUCCAACAAUCUCCUCAUCAGCGUCACAUGAGAGGAUUUGAACUCGCGACCUAACUUUGAUACAAAUUGUUGGAACACAUUUGCCGUUGUGCCAAAAGAUCAACUUGUUAACCCCCGAUACAAAUGCCAAAGAUAAACGGAUCCACCUGAGGCUGUUAGUCCAUGUCCCAAAUCCAAAGAGGGCCACUAGCGAUUAGCCCAACAAAGAUAACAACCAUCUAGCAUUAAUAAUCUCCCAUAUUGGCGUGUACAUGCUUGUUAUUCUACAUUUUAUAACUUGCUGCCUUCUUUGUCCUAUUUAUGGCCUUGUAAAAAUAACCCAUGGGAGAUUUUUCCCCAUCAACUAAUCUUAGCAUUUUGAUCAAGUAAAUUUGCACAAUCUCAUGUGCAUUUGUCCAAAACAAUUAAAAAACAAGGCAUGCAUUGGCGAUGUCAUCCAUGUGAUUGCCAAAGCUGGAUUCAGACUAAUUUGAUAAAACAUACAUGUUUUUGACGUUCAUUGUGCACAUCAAUUUUGCAAUGCAAUGAAGUGAGUGGCAAAUUGGAGCACACUUGGUUGAGUGAGUUUCUUACCCUAGUAAAGAAUCCCGCCAUACCAAAACCCUAGUGUGAUUACAUAAGAACUUAGUGAUGGGUCUCCCCCUUUCUAUUGUAGCCGUAACCCAUAAAAGUUUUCCAAUGUCUGGUUAAAUCAACACAAUACAUUGCACAUGGGCUUCAAAAAUAUGUAGGGUAUUGCUCUAUUAGAAGUUUUCCCUCCACUACACAAUUAGUUGCAUUAUUCAUGAAAUUUAACCAUGCAUUUUGACUCAACCCUAGUCACUACCACAGCAAACAAGAAGAAACCCAUCUCGGCUGAUUUCACUCUCAUAUGCAUACAUAGAUUUGAAGAAGAUCGUGCCAAUCUUGGAUGCCACAAGGAAAUUGAUCAUUAUAUUGUUCCUUCUAUCCAUCCACUUAUUUAAUAUUAUGGUGUAACAUGUCUUUGUGUGGUCCUUGUGAUGCUCAACAAAUAACUCGCGAACAUCUUGUACUGCUUCUUUUAGCAUGUCAACUCGUAAGGCUCUCUUAUGAUGGGGCAGUCAAACCAAGACUCACAACACCAAUGGCAUCAACGACUACUUGCCAAUAGGUAGGACGUUCAACAUUGAAUGGGAAGCUUUACUAAUGCUAGAAGUCUAUAUAAAAUGCAUUACAAAUCAUCAAGUGAGGGAAUAAACGGCUGUUAUCGAUUGAUACAAAGUUCUGAUUAGCAAAUCAGACUACUGCAACAUGAAAAAUGAGACCAAAUAACAUUGAUAAACAAUAUGUUCAAGUGCCCAACAUGAAGAAUACCUCUGGUAGAUGAAACAAGAGACUGAUGUAGGUCUGAUUUUACUUUGUAACUGCUGUCAUUUUGUCAAACAGAUUUGAUGCACUGUUAAUAUGCUGCAAACUCCUUUGUAUGUUGAUGAAACACCCCAAAAAGCAUGAAUCACGCUCCAAACUGAGACAGCAAAGAAAUAUGCACUCCAAACUGCCACUAAUACACACCCAAACACACCGAAACUGAAAAUUAGCAAAAUGUUAGGAGGCAAUCUGACUUGCACAGGUCUGAUAUAAAAUUGGAAACUGGAAUAGCACACCCAAAACUUCAUAAAUCAAGCAUAAUGUUAGAAAACCCACUCAAAGAGUCUAUGGUGGGGUUUUUCAGCCUAGGUGUCACCUUUCCAACAGAAAAUAGCUCCUAAAAGGAAGCGCUUGGACUCCUAUUUCGCAUGCCUCUGUUACAUGUUAUGACCAACAAGACUUGGUAUGGCCUUUUUUCCCUAAAUUCUCAAUCCCAAGUAAUGUAAGGAAUGAAAUAGAGAUAUCAUUUACCAAUUAGGUCGUGAUUGAGACCCCUCAAACAUGUUAGAUAUAAAAUCGAUCAUUCCUACUAGGGUUAGGGACAUUAUCUUAAUCGUUAUUGUAAAUUACAUAAUAUACAUGUGGGACUCCCUUAAGGCUUUUCCCAACAACCCCUCAUCAUUAUGGAGCACCACCUGGGAGAUCAUACAAGGCGCCUCGAGCUGUUCCAUCCAGCCCAAGAGCAUGGAAUGACAUCUGUCAUUCGGCCUCCCAGCCCCACUUGGGGUAUCUCUACCAGAAUGGCUUCCUAGCUACUUGCAUUCCUCAUAUGCACUAUCUCCCCUCCAUAAUGGGACGGCAGAUUGGCUGAAGCUUUAUAGGAAUCUCUAUUAUAAUUAAUUACUCAUAUCUAUAUAUACUAAUAAUAAUAGGGAUGAUAACAUUAAUUACUAAGCAUUAAUAUAGGAUGCCUAAAUAUGAUCAAGAUUAUGUAGCAUCAUACACAGCACUUGGUAAUUAACCAAGUCUGCUGAUAUCUUUGCAAAUAUAACUCUUUACUUUAUUUGUUUCCCUUUCUAUUGUCUGCUGUUCCAUCUAGUAUAUGGAUCUGUUUUUGUUCUCUUCUUCUUUGCAGAUUGAUCUGAUAUAGCCUCUAAGAGGAGGCAUAGAGUCAUCUCCUUUGCAAGAGUUGCCUUGCUUCCCAAGCACGUGUCUCUUCCUUGCUGAUCGCUGUCCCUUCAAGACAUGAUCCGCUUUUGGAAUUAGUAUGCCUUGAAUGAAUCCGUGAAUGAUCCACCAACACCUCCUAUUUAUACCUUUCAACUAACACCUCUUCAUCAAAGGUUGCAACCUUUCACAGGUUGGCUAGCAAUUAGAUUUAAUUAUACAUUUUAUUAUUUCCAAACCCUUGCCCAAAGCUGGUCGCUCCAUGGAGGUCAGCCCUAGCAAACACAAACUCAGUCAGCCGUUAAAUAAUCACAAGCAUUUUAUUUUAUUAUUUUUUAUUAGCAAUUUACUGUUAUUAAUAUAGGUCAGCCUCUGUUAUUUAUCCUUGGUCAAAAUAAUUACAUCUUCUUGAACAGGUCGGCCCUCCUUAUGGUCUGCAAUCUAGGGUAUAAAGCCCUCAUCUCAACACUCCAUCACAUGUCCUUCACACCCUUCAACUUGUACGGCCUGUAAUGAAAUAUCAAGAGAAUCCAAAUGGCAUAAAAAGGACUACAAAUAACUUCAAAUAAUAUACCAACAAGAGAGUGACCAACAUAUGGUAUGGCCUGGUUGCACAAUAAAACUCCUUCAAAACCACCACAGAUAUGAGCAAACAAAAUAUCAAAACACUUAGAAAAUGUCCAUCUUUGCAUCCAAACUGUAAGAUAUUCACUUGCAGGCAUAGCUGUGACUUUUGGAUUGAAUCAUCAAAUCUGGCUAGGAGGGUUUUUGUCCUUGAAACUGGUAUUUCUUAGAGGUUUUUUGACCUCAAGAAAUAAGAAGCUCUCAACUCCUUAGAGUAAAAGCAGAUAUUAAAAAAUGGUAGCCCUUUUUUCUUCAUAGCUUCUCUUUUUAUAGCUUUUCUUGGUGAAUAAAAUAUUAAUUUUCUCAUUUUGGCUCCAUAUUCACUUUAAUAUCUAAAAAUCAGUUGUAAGUGUGACCACCUUUUUCCCCCUUGGGUCU
Messenger RNA from Cryptomeria japonica (Japanese cedar), 9410 nucleotides. RefSeq lists its product as uncharacterized. The record is from RefSeq and is a predicted model, not a curated record. The transcript is spliced from 2 exons. The coding region runs from base 2370 to 4016 and encodes 548 amino acids. NCBI's taxonomy places the organism in Eukaryota, Viridiplantae, Streptophyta, Pinopsida, Cupressales, Cupressaceae.